Blepharisma stoltei is the source of this 1432-nucleotide messenger RNA. The record is from the annotation of a GenBank genome assembly. NCBI's taxonomy places the organism in Eukaryota, Ciliophora, Heterotrichea, Heterotrichida, Blepharismidae.
AUGUAUCAACCCCAUUCAAAAGAUUAUGCAGUACUCACCUCUGCUCGCCCCCAGACCCAGACUGUUUCCUCACACUAUCAAAAUGAAAACAAUUUUAAAGGUUGCUCAUCCCUUUAUAAAGACUCUUGUGAUACAAAAAAUUCAAUUGCUUCAGAAAUUGACCUUGAAUGCCAUGAUACUUUAGACUCUGCAUCUGCUGAUCUUGAGAUGUCCCCUCCUAUUUGAAAGCCAAAAGAUGAUGAUUUCCUUCAAAUUGUCAAAGAAAAGCAAAACAGUUAUAUGCCGAAUCCUAAUUUUAUGGAAUACAAUCAGCCAUAUAUAAAUCCGAUUAUGAGGACAAUACUUUUUGAUUGGAUGAUUGAGGUUACCAGCGAGUUCUUAAUGAAGCGGGAAAGUGUGUAUUUAGCAAUGAAUUAUGUGGAUAGACUCUCAUCAAUUGUCCCUAAUAUAAAAAAAGAAGAAUACCAGCUUGUUGGAGUAACCGCACUAUAUAUAGCUUCAAAACUUGAUGAAAUUUACCAGCCAAAAAUCAGUGACUUCGAAAGAGCAGCCGCAAUGGGAUAUUCUGUAGCAAGCAUAAAAAUAAUGGAAAAAGCUAUGCUUAAACAUCUAGGAUGGAAAAUUCUUCCAAUUACCACUUAUAAUAUUUUGAAUUGACUAUUAAACCAGUGAGACUCAUAUAUUACUUAUCAUUUUGGAAGCCAAGUUUACAAUAAUCCUAUAUACAUAAAAUGGGGGGUGACGCAUGAUCACCCUCCCCGUGGCGGGUGUCUUUAUGCGUAUCCGGAUGUGGUUUUUGGUGCCAAGGGUUGUGUUAACCUUGAAGCGAGUGACCUAGAUAGCUAAUGUACACUAUCAUUUAAUCUAUAAUCCUAAUGAUUUUAAAAAUUUACCAAAUGAUGAAAAAAUUAAAGUGCAAAAAAAAUAUGAAGAAAGGUUCAUUACUUUCAAGCAAGCAAAUAAUCAGUCUUAUAUGAGGUUCCGAGAUAUAAUUCAUGUCCUAGACGCUUCGUUUUUGGAUCAGCGAACAUUAAGGUUCCCUCCAAGAAUUAUUGCUGGGAGUUUAUUUUAUUUAAUGACUUCAAAAUUCUUCAAAAAUUCCAAAUAUGCUCUUUUCCUUCACAAUACCAUGUUCCAGGACCAAGAUUGUCUCCAGCUUGAGUUUGAAUUUGCUUGUAGAGCUCAACAAUUUAUUGCAACUUUUCUGUCGAGUACCUUGGAAAUUGAUAAUUUGGAAGAAAUUUAUGAUUCUGCAACCUUUUUAAUGCAGUAUGCAGAAAUUGAUUUUACGUACGAGCUACCAAUGGUUUGCAAGUUGCAGUCAAAAGAAAGGAUUGAGCAACACUAUGAAGAGUUUUUGACGUAUCAAACACAUAACCCAGCUCAUAAAGAUUUUGUGGAAAAUAGAAUGAAAUGUAUGAGGCAAAACUAA